Messenger RNA from Aphanomyces invadans, 516 nucleotides. RefSeq lists its product as hypothetical. The transcript has a single exon. Lineage: Eukaryota; Oomycota; Saprolegniomycetes; Saprolegniales; Verrucalvaceae. The record is from RefSeq and is a predicted model, not a curated record. Bases 1 to 516 code for a protein of 171 amino acids.
AUGCGAGUCUUUUCCCCCUUGGUUUUCGCCGCCUCGGCGGCCUGUGCCCAACCCCUCCUCGUUCAGGACUCCCCCGUCAUGCGCGUCCUCACCACCGACAACGAUUACGGCUUGAACCAGUAUGAAGCGUUUGGUGUGCCUGUCGAUGAAGCCGACUUUGAAGACGGUGAAAACGACUUCAACCACGGCGAAAAUGACUAUGACGGCCGUAACGGCAACCUGCACUAUGACGUCGCCGAAGGUGGCCAAGACGACGCCGACUUCGCCGAUUUCAGUCCGCGAGCUGGUGUGACAAGUGGCAGCGGUCUCCAACGAAUGGAGAUUAAGGCGAUGUCCACAUUGGUGGAACCAAGGGCGGACCUAUCAAACUUCGCCGUGGAGCUGGUGGUGCAAAGGCCGGAGGAGUCAAGCCUCGCCGUGGAGCUGGUGGUGCAGAGGCCGGAGAAGUCAAGCCUCGCCAUAGAGCUGGUGGUCCCAAAGCCGGAGGAAAACUUCGCUCUGGAACGGCUGGAAUAA